Molecule: messenger RNA, 1743 nt
Organism: Penicillium waksmanii
Lineage: Eukaryota; Fungi; Ascomycota; Eurotiomycetes; Eurotiales; Aspergillaceae
Product: GMC family oxidoreductase
Exons: 4
Coding region: 1-1743 (580 amino acids)
Molecular function (GO): flavin adenine dinucleotide binding; oxidoreductase activity, acting on CH-OH group of donors
Source: RefSeq, a predicted model, not a curated record
AUGCGCAGCCUUGCAGGGUUUGCGCUGCUUCCUUUGGCACUUGCCAUUCCGGAAUCUCCCCGUACAUCAGUAUCUACCUAUGACUACAUCGUAGUCGGAGGUGGUACCAGUGGACUGGUUGUCGCAAAUCGCCUUUCUGAGCUCGAAAAUAUCAAUGUCCUCGUCAUCGAAGCAGGAGGCUCAGCAUACGACAAUGUAAACGUGACCGAUACCGGAGGCUACGGAAAUGCGUUCGACACAGAUAUCGAUUGGGCAUACAAGACGAAAGACCAGGAAUAUGGCAAGGCGCUGGGAGGAACAUCCCUCAUUAACGGCAUGGUGUAUACCCGCGCCCAAAAAUCCCAGAUAGAUGCCUGGGAGACCGUUGGAAACAAAGGUUGGAACUGGGAAACUCUUUUCCCUUACUACAAGAAAGGAGAGGGCUUCCAGGUCCCUACUCAUUACUCCUGGUUGGAAGGCUCUGGCGUUGCCUACGACCCUGCUGAUCAUGGCUACAAGGGGCCUCUCAAGGUAGGCUGGUCUUCGGAUCAAUUGAAUGACGGGCUGGCCCAAAAGUUGAACACAACAUAUCAAAGCAUGGAUGUACCCAUUCCCUACAACAAGGAUGCCAACGGUGGUCAGAUGGUUGGAUAUACUCUUUACCCCAAGACGGUCGAUUCCAAAUUGAACAUUCGCGAAGAUGCCGCUCGUGCCUACUAUUAUCCUUACAAGUCGCGAAGCAAUCUUCAUGUUUGGCUUAAUACCAAUGUCAACAAGCUCACAUGGAAGACUGGCGAUGAUGCCACUGCUGAUGGCGUGGAGGUCACUUUGGCAAAUGGAACCACUUCUACUGUGAAAGCCUCUCGCGAGGUUAUUCUUGCAGCCGGAUCUUUGAAGUCACCGAUCCUACUUGAGCUGUCUGGCGUUGGAAACCCAGAUGUUCUCUCCAAGUAUGGUAUUAAAACGAAAGUCAACCUGCCGACCGUUGGCGAGAACCUUCAGGAUCAGAUGAACAAUGGACUCGCGUUCGACUCAAAGACCAAAUACACCAAGGCGCCAGACUAUGUCGCCUAUCCGUCUGUUGGUCAGAUGUUUUCCAACGCCACAGCUGUCGGCAAACAGCUCCUCGCCAAUCUCCCCAAAUAUGCUGCACAAGUUGCUUCUGCCAAUGGAAAUGUAACCAGGUCAAAGGAUAUUGAGCGCUUCUUCAAGAUCCAGUGGGACCUCAUCUUCAAAGCACACAUUCCCGUUGCAGAGAUUCUGUUAGAGCCGUUUGGAAACACCUAUGACACCGAGUACUGGGCGACUGUUCCUUUCGCACGGGGUAACGUGCAUAUCUCGUCCGCUGAUCCGACCGCCGCUGCGUCUAUCGACCCCAAGUAUUUCAUGCUGGAUUUUGAUCUUCAAGCCCAGACCCAAGCCGCGCGCUUUAUUCGCCAACUAUUCCAGACCGAGCCGUUUGCCAGCAUGGCCGGUUCUGAGACUAGCCCCGGUCUGUCUUCUGUCGCCGCCGACGCGGAUGACCAAGGCUGGUCUUCGUUCAUUAAGAAUAACUAUCGAUCCAACUUCCACCCCAUUAGUACUGCUGCUAUGAUGCCGAAGGAAGUCGGCGGAGUCGUUGACACAUCCCUGAAAGUAUACGGCGUAUCCAAUGUUCGCGUAGUAGAUGCGUCCGUUUUACCUUUCCAGGUUUGCGGACACUUACAGAGUACCGUUUAUGCUGUUGCGGAGCGCGCGGCAGAUAUUAUCAAGGCUGAGAAUUAG